Zophobas morio is the source of this 2535-nucleotide messenger RNA. RefSeq names its product Dynein axonemal assembly factor 5 (gene Dnaaf5). The transcript is spliced from 8 exons. NCBI's taxonomy places the organism in Eukaryota, Metazoa, Arthropoda, Insecta, Coleoptera, Tenebrionidae. Bases 1 to 2514 code for a protein of 837 amino acids. The record is from RefSeq and is a predicted model, not a curated record. Gene Ontology annotation, biological process: cilium movement; inner dynein arm assembly; outer dynein arm assembly. Gene Ontology annotation, molecular function: dynein intermediate chain binding. Gene Ontology annotation, cellular component: cytoplasm.
AUGCCAUCCGAGAGCGAAAACUCAGUCCAAACCGCCAAAAAAAUCGCCACUUGUCUCCAAAGCCCCGACAAGAAAGUGCGCAAGCAAGUCUUCGUCGACCUCCAGACGUUUCUCUCCGAGAAUGAAUUCUCCAACCAAGAACUUCGCAAUAUCUUCUCCGAGACGCACAUGUACACCCUCAAUGGUUUCCGCGACAAGACGGAGCUCGUGCGGGAGCAGGCAAUCAAGUUUAUGUCGUUUUUCGUCAUCGACAAGCUCCCCUUGAACGAUUUUUACCUAACUUAUGUGUGUCCCGUGCUGGUGGAGCGAAUCGGGAGCGUGGAGUUGAUCGAAGAGUCCGAGGAGAUUCGGCUGGAGUUGGUCAAGUUUUUGCAGGCGAUUAUUUUGAAGUACUCGAAUAGCGAACAGUUGAAGCCGUUUUUGGGCGACUGUGUGGUGAUUUUGUGCGAGAUGGUGAAGGACAAGCAUCCGGCUAUUAAGGAGCUGAGUUGUAGGUGCGUGGUGGAUUUAGCGCAGGCGUUACCGAGGGAUUUUCAUAUGCAGGCGGAGAGUUUGGUGAAGCCGAUUGUGAGUUGUUUUGGGCAUCAGAGGUUUAGGGUGAGGGUGGAGGCGGUGAAGGCGGUUGGGGAGGUGAUUAUGCAUAGUUCUUAUAAAGGGUUGGAUGAGGCAAUUGUUCCAAUGGCUGAGAAGUUGUUUGAUCAGAUACCGCUAGUGAGAAGAACGGUUGGUCAAGUGGCUGCCAGGUGGUUAAUGGAGUAUAGAGAUAGAUACUCGUUUUUCUAUAAAAUAUUACCUUUACUAUUGACAGGCCUCAAUGAUGAAGUAGAGGAGACCAGAAUUGAAGCACAAGAUCUCUGGGAAAAAGUAGGGCUUCAGUACAAGAACGAAAAUGAGAAGGAUUUGAAGGACCAAAUUGACUUUCUGCUUGAGCCGCCAAAAUAUUAUCCAAAAGAUAUAAAAAGACCCAACUUGGGAUGUCGCGUACUUGUCCAAAGAAACGUCAUUAAAUUAGCUAAAGCCCUCGCUCUUGAACUAACUUGUUGGCAAGAAGAUGUGCGUGUUCGUUGUUCACAAUUAUUGUGCAGCCUUGCUUUACAUUCUGAAGAGGGCUUAACACAGAAUUUACAAGAAUUGUUACCGGCUAUGUACUCGGCAGCAAGAGACGACGAUCAGAGGGUUGUUGUCAAUAUAAUUAGAGCUAGUGAAUUAAUGGGGAUUUUUAUACCCACUAAAACGUGGUACCAACUGGUACUGCCGGCAGUGGAAAAUGGCGCCCAUUUUGGCCACUUGUCUGUCUUGAGUGGCUUCAUUAAAGGAACCCCCCAAGAAUACAUCACUGACAAAUUAGAAGAAAUCACCAAGCUUUUAUCAGAUGACACCCUAUGUUUUACGCGCAAGAAAAAAAACCAAAUCGAACUAAUCAAGUGUGUAGAAGCCAUAUUGGAAAAAUUCUCCGAAAAAAGCGGCUCCGAAGUAGGCUUCCACCUUUUCAAAAUCGUAAUCUCUGUAAUUUCGUUGCGCGAUAUUGAAAACACCCACUUCACCAUCGACCUUCUCCAACCCCUAUAUAAAACUCUGGGAUUCCCCUACUGUGACGCUUUAUGGAGCGCCUACGCGCACCGCCUUCUCAUCCACAUUGCCACCGACCCCAAAUCUUGGCUAGUCGUGACUUCUCAGCGCUGCAUUUUCGAAACGAUCCUCCUCGAGUCAAAUUCGGCCUUCGGGGAAAACCUCCCCACUAUUGCCAACAUUCUAAUCCAAACUUUAAACCCAGAGGCUGAUCCUGAAUCUCGUUUGAAAACCUUCUGGGCUUUGUCGACAGCGUUUGACCACAAAUCAGUCAUUUUCGAGAAAUCUGACGAUCAGACGGCUUUUUUUGCCAAGCUGAUUUCAGAAGUGUUUGUGCCGUCUUUGGUUUGGCACCCCGGACUGACUGCCGAAGCGCUGCGAACAAUGGCAGCGGCUUGCUUAUUAUGUGCUUUAAACCCUUCAGGAGACGUGGAUUUGUUUGCUGGGGGGGAUGAAUUUAGAGAGUUGUGGGAGAAGUUGGCACCAUUGUUGAUUUCGUUGAUGGAGGAUGCGGCGUACAGAAGUCGACAGUUGGCAAUGGAGUGUGUCGCGGUGCUGAAGAAACACGCUUGCCAACAUGGAGUGUGGAGAAACGAAGAUCUGAUUAGAGUGUAUCCAGAAAUUUUGAAGAGGUUGGAUGAUCCUACUGAAAAAGUGAGACUUUGUGCGUUGAGAGUACUCCCUGAGGUAUUCGCGGACCCACCAGAGGCUUUCAAGGAGCCUAAUUUUAGGGCCCAUCAUGAAUUAAUUAUUGAUACACUUCUGACUCAUUUUGACGACGAUGAUAAAUGUGUUAGGGAUUUAGUGUUCGAUGUUUUGAAGGUGGUUGCCGUUUUCAAUUGUGAAGAAGUACGUUCGAAGGUUGAACGCCAUAAGCCACUUUUGUGUAACCAGGAGGGGUGCGACGAAGUUUUAGAUUAUUUAAAACAAUUAUUGCUACAAUAAAAUAAUACAUAUUUAAAAAUA